Melampsora larici-populina 98AG31 is the source of this 1761-nucleotide messenger RNA. RefSeq lists its product as uncharacterized. Gene Ontology annotation, molecular function: uracil DNA N-glycosylase activity. The coding region runs from base 1 to 1260 and encodes 419 amino acids. Gene Ontology annotation, cellular component: mitochondrion; nucleus. The transcript has 3 exons. Gene Ontology annotation, biological process: base-excision repair; base-excision repair, AP site formation via deaminated base removal. The record is from RefSeq and is a predicted model, not a curated record. NCBI's taxonomy places the organism in Eukaryota, Fungi, Basidiomycota, Pucciniomycetes, Pucciniales, Melampsoraceae.
AUGCCACCACGUCGUAAACCAAUCGAAAGAUCACAAAAAGAUAAUAAACAAACAUCCAUCGAUGCAUUCUUCCUCACUCCUUCAAAGAAACCAAAAAUAUCAAUUCAACCUAAUCAAACUCAUCCAAAAUCGAAAGCAAAAUCAAAUUCAAAACGAACCAAUCAAUCUAAAUCAGAAUCAAAUCCAACUUCAACUUCAAAAUCAAAACUUCAACCAAUCUCAUUAAUCAACUCAAGUCCCAUCACUGCUGAACCUCAUGAAGCCGAACCUGAACCUGAAGCUCAACCAGAUCUCGAAUCAUGUACUUCUUUAAUAUUCAAUUCAGCUACUUCUACAAACACAUGUCCAACUUCCAUCAACGAAGACCAAUUAUCUUCUUUUUCUCCUUCUCCUUCUCCAUCACCUACUAAUCUUUCACUAGAAUUUAAUCCGAUCUAUGGUUUACAUCAUUCUUGGUUAGGACCCUUACAAAGAUCAUUCCAUGGAAUCGGUUUAACAAACUUACAUCGAUCGAUUUGCAAACCUACUGAUCGAAUCUAUAGUAAAGGUGAAAUCCCUCAUCGUGAUCCGGGUAAUACGAUUAAUCCUCCCUUUGAGAUGCUCUAUAAUUGGAGUCAUCUUACUCCACUUGAUCAAGUUAAAGUCGUUAUCUUGGGAACAGAACCUUGUAAAAAAGAAGCUUUCUCUCAUGGUCUUUCGUUUUCUCAAUCGGUUACUCAGAAACGUAUCUUAGGUACUAUGAGUAGUAUUCAUUAUGAACUUUCUGAAGAAUUUCCAGACCAAUCUUUCAAACCUAAACAUGGUUCAUUAGUUUCAUGGGCCGAAUCAGGUGUCUUACUCUUAAACAUCAUUCAAACCACUCCUCGUUCACAAACUUUAAAUCAUCGUGGGAUCGGUUGGGAAAGAUUCACAGAUGUGAUUUUGGAUUUAGUGAACCGAUUCGGUGGUAGUUCGAUCAAGGGUGCUGAAUUUGAUGAUGAGGUUUGUUUGAGUAAAGGACUUGUGUUUCUUGUCUGGGGUGAAUUGGCUGCUAAAAGGAUUCAUCAAUCUGCUAUUCCAAGUUCAAAUCGAAAUCAUUUGAUCUUAAAAACAAGUCAUCCUCAACCAAGUACAUCACAUUUAGGUUUUAUUGGUUCUAAUCAAUUCAAAUUAACUAAUGAGUUUUUAGAAAAAACUUAUGGAUCUCAAUCUAAGAUUGAUUGGUGUAAACUUGAAGCUAUUGAUCCGAUUGAUUCUUUAAAAAGAAAAAGAAAUCAUUAAUGGUUUGGAUUUGAUGAAUUCAAUUUCUAAAAAUGAUCAAUAAUGUGCUUUUUUUUUAGUUUUUUAACUCCUUUUUUUGAUUUUUUUUUACUUCUUGAACAUUUUUGGAUUUUACUUGAUUAAGGUUUUUUUGGAAAUGGUUUUUCUUUCUCUUUUGGUUCAAAUUUUAAUUGAUUUUUCUUAUUUUAGAAUUUAAGCUUUUUAGGAUUCAAGAAUAGGAUCCAAAAGUUGUCAAGAACCAAUUGUAAGUUGAUCUUCAAAAACGUUCUUUUUUCUCAAAAAUUCAAAUUACUUUAAAAAAAUUUUGUGUACUGCAAAGUAAAUUUGUGUACUGCAAAGUUGUUUUUUUGAUGAUGAUGAUGAUUUUAAAGAUGUUGUUGAUCAUUCUUCUUUUUGAUAAAAGUUUUUAUUUCUUGAAAAAUUGUAAACUUUAUAUUCAAUGAUAAAGAAUUGUAAUCUUAUUGUUAUGAAUCAAGGAGAAUUGUAUGAGUUUGAAGUCUU